AUGCUGGCGCGUCUGGCUGGACGUCGUUCACAUCCUUCUGCCUUUUGGAUUCACUCAAGACGCCAGGCUACAUAUACGCCCUACAAUCCCGACGCUGAAGCACGUGAAGAAGAACAAGUUGAUGUCUGUAUCGUUGGUGCAGGACCGGCUGGCCUUAGUGCAGCAAUCCGGUUGAAGCAACUUGAGGUGGAGACAGGAAAGGAGAUUCGCGUAGUGGUUCUCGAAAAGGGCUCUGAAGUCGGCGCUCAUAUCCUUUCUGGUGCAGUUGUCGAGCCUUCGGCACUCGAUGUGUUACUCCCUGACUGGCGGUUGACGGACCAUCCGCUUUCGCAACCCGUUACUUCUUCUUCUAUGCGUCUCUUCACGUCAAAAAGCACUUUCCCCAUACCUCAUCCACCACAAAUGAAUAACAAGGGCAAUUAUGUGACGAGUCUGAGCCGUUUCGCGUCCUGGUUGGGCGGAGUCGCGGAAGAACUAGGAGUAGAGAUCUAUCCGGGCUUUGCUGGCGCAAGAUUCCUGUUAUCUGACGAGCUCGAUGCAACCGACGCUGUUGGGGGACAAGUAAAAUCUGUCAGGGGGGUCGUCACUCAUGACGCCGGGCUUACCCGUCAGCGAACUAAAUCUCCCCGUUUCGAGCCUGGUAUCGCGUUUCGCGCUCGUGCCACAUUGUUGGCAGAGGGUGCCCAUGGGUCACUGUCAAAAACGGCAAUAUCAACGUAUAACCUUCGUCACAACGCCCAACCACAAACAUAUGGAAUCGGUCUGAAAGAGGUCUGGAGAAUCGACCCUUCAAAACAUGUACCUGGGAAGGUUGUACACACUAUUGGCUGGCCAAUGGACUGGAGCACAUACGGCGGUGGGUGGGAGUAUCAUAUGGCAGACGGUCUUGUCAGCAUCGGGCUUGUCGUUGGUCUCGAUUACAAGAAUCCUUAUCUGGAGCCAUAUCGCGAAUUUCAGCGUAUGAAACACCACCCAUAUUACCGAAAUCUGCUCGCUUCAGGAGAACGUCUUGCCUACGGGGCAAGGUCAUUGACAGAAGGGGGAAUUCAAUGUCUUCCCCGUCUCGAUUUUCCCGGAGGAGCUCUUCUUGGAUGUUCGGCCGGCGUCGUUAACACCGCCAAAAUUAAAGGCACGCACAACGCAAUGCGGACCGGAAUGCUAGCAGCUGAAACGGCCUUCGCGGAGUUGCAUCCUGGUGCUACAUUUGUCCCAAUCGCUUCGCCGGAGACCUUCAAACCAUCGGGAUCAUCCGAAUCGACUCCAGACUCCGAAAUAGUCUCGCUUGCACCAUAUAACAAGGCCUUUGUUGGCUCGCCCGUCUACAAGGAUCUCUGGACUGUUCGUAAUGUGCGACCAGCAUUUGGCGGACGGUUCGGUACCCUUGGCGGUGUUCUAUAUGCUGGUCUCGACACUAUUCUGGGUGGUCGUGUUCCUUGGACAUUAAAACAUCACGGCGACAAUGGAAGCAACCCGUCAACAACAUCUCCAGACGCAUUAGCGACGCUUCCUGCUGCAGAGUGCAAACCAAUCGAAUAUCCACCGUUUGAGCCUCCGCUAAGCACGGACUUGAUGAGUAGCGUAUCUCUUACAGGCACGAACCAUGCCGAGGGUCAACCUGUGCAUUUGAGAGUCAUGAAAGGGGUAGAUGGUCCUGCAAACACAGGCGUCGGGAUGCAACCUGCGGGGGUUGACGUAGCCGAGACACCUUUGCGAAGACGAGCUCAUGUUGAAGCCAAUGCUGGAUCAUAUGCUGGUCUUUUACAGAAGGCCUGUCCUGCAGGUGUCUAUGAAUAUGUAUCAGAUGAUGGAGGAAAGGUCGUCCCAGGGAACUUGGAGACCACAGCUGAGGAGGAAGGAUGGGAUGGCAAGAAGCUUGUCAUCAAUUCCCAGAACUGCAUCCAUUGCAAGUUGUGUGAUAUCAAGGUACCUACCCAGGACAUCACAUGGACUGUACCCGAGGGUGGAGGUGGUCCCAAGUACACCCUGACCUAA
Messenger RNA from Mycena indigotica, 1992 nucleotides. Its product is annotated as Electron transfer flavoprotein-ubiquinone oxidoreductase. Gene Ontology annotation, cellular component: mitochondrial inner membrane. Gene Ontology annotation, molecular function: iron-sulfur cluster binding; electron-transferring-flavoprotein dehydrogenase activity. Bases 1 to 1992 code for a protein of 663 amino acids. NCBI's taxonomy places the organism in Eukaryota, Fungi, Basidiomycota, Agaricomycetes, Agaricales, Mycenaceae. Gene Ontology annotation, biological process: electron transport chain. The record is from RefSeq and is a predicted model, not a curated record. The transcript is spliced from 10 exons.